Tripterygium wilfordii is the source of this 2758-nucleotide messenger RNA. Its product is annotated as probable protein phosphatase 2C 14. Lineage: Eukaryota; Viridiplantae; Streptophyta; Magnoliopsida; Celastrales; Celastraceae. The transcript has 7 exons. The record is from RefSeq and is a predicted model, not a curated record. Bases 574 to 2706 code for a protein of 710 amino acids. Gene Ontology annotation, molecular function: cation binding.
AGCUUCUCUUUAGCAUACUGUCUGGUCCAGCUUGGUGGGUUCUGCAGCUGGAGAUAUUUUGUUUAACUGAUAACCAGAAUCUUCUGGAUCUUUGAGGUCUAAAUGAGAGCUGGGUGGCUAUGGCUUCUCUGUUUUUUUUUUUUGUUUUUUUUUUCCCUAUCUUUCCUAUCCUAUCCAUUUCUACUUGAUUGAAGGAUUUUGAACAGGACCCUAAAUUGUAAAACCAAUCAUUUUUUAAGUAUGAUAUGUUCCGAAUCAAUAAUUAAAAGAUAGGUUCGCAUUUAAAGUUCGGGAAUUCUUGAUUUAUAUUUACUGUAAAAAAGAGAAAAAUGUUGGAUUUUAAGAAUAUUUUUCCGACCAAUAAUAAUAAUAUAUUCAAACUUUUGACAAAAAUUUUCUAUAACGGCUCGGAGCUCAAGCCUCCCGUUGCAUUUCUCGCUUCUUUUAUUUGAACUUUGACUCCCCCCAACCCAUUCUUUCUUCCUCCCCUAUUUUUGUAGCCGUUGCAAGGCAACCCUCUCUCUCUCUCUCUCUGUCGAUCGAAGUGGCAAGUCGAUCUAUACUUCUACAGAUAUGAACCAGAAACCCACUGAGGAAGUGUCUUCGACGGUCGUUGUUUCUUGUUCCUUGAAGCGAAAGAGACCUCCAAAGAUUGAGAUCCCUAAUGUCUUGCAAGAAAUCCGAGCGGACAGGCUCAAAUUGAAGGAAUUAACACCCAAAAACGAUGCCGUUUGUUUCGGUGGUGUUGGAGUUGGUGUCUCUUCUGUCAAGGGCAAGAAAAAGUUCAUGGAAGAUACUUAUAGGAUUUUUUCUUGCUUACAAGGCAACUCAAACAAACGUUUUUUUGGCGUAUAUGAUGGACACGGAGGCAAGAAGGCUUCGGAGUUUGUAGCAGAGAAUUUGCACUCUAAUAUUCUUGAAAUGAUAGACAAUUGUACUGGAGAUGCAGCAAAGGUUGAAGCAGUUAAAGCUGGGUAUCUCAAGACUGACCAGGAGUUCUUGAAACAGGGUAUAGUCAGUGGUGCUUGCUGUGUAACAGCCUUGAUUGAAGGGAAGAAAGCUGUUAUUUCGAAUCUGGGAGAUUGCAGGGCUGUUCUUUGCAGGGGAGGAUUGGCUGAAGCCCUUACAAUUGAUCAUAAAGCAGAACGGGUGGAUGAAAGGGAAAGAAUUGAGAAAAAGGGUGGAUAUGUGGAAAUCCAUCGAGGAGCAUGGAGAGUUCAUGGGAUACUUUCUGUUUCUAGAAGCAUUGGAGAUGCGCAUCUAAAGGAUUGGGUGCUAGCUGAACCUGAAACAAAGAUCCUGCAAUUGACCCCAGACAUGGAAUUUAUCGUCUUGGCUUCUGAUGGACUGUGGGAAGAGGUUUGCAACCAAGAAGCUGUGGAUGUUGUGACUCGAUUAUGUUUUCCUGGGAAAAAAAUCGGAUGCACAGGAGUGAGUUUGAAAGAUGAAAAUGAUGAUUAUGGCCAUGUAAAUGCAAGUCCUUUGUCAAAGAUAAGAAGGAUUUCACUGUCACCUAAUGAUGAGAAAGUAGAUAGUUGGAAAGACAGUGGAGAUGAUUAUGCGAGCGAAAAUGAAAUACCUCCAUCAAAUUCAAGAAGGAUCUCAAUGGUCAACCGUAAAAACAUGAAGAUGGAAACUCUUAGCCAAGAGAACCUCGGAUGUAAGAAAACACCUGCUUCUGAAGGGCUAGUGGCUGCUAGCAAGGAACUUGUGAACCUUGCCAUAAGCAGGGGCAGUCUAGAUGACAUAACCGUGAUGAUAAUUGAUUUAAAUCACUUCAGAUGCAUUCCGGCUUGCUUUACAUCCGGCGAGAAGCAAACCGAUGAUCCGGUUGGCAUGACUCGGUCAGGCCAGAGUAUGUACAUAUCAGUCUAUCAAACAAAGAUAGCAGGCGAGUGCCGCCUCAUCACCAUCACUUGGUGCAAAAAUCUAUUGCUACAUGGUCUCUAUGUGUCAGUUCAAGGACCAGGAGGAAAUGAGCAUUAUCAGUGCAAGGUUGAACUCAAGCCUUGGAACUUCUGGAGAAAGCAAGGGUCUAGUCAGUUUAUAGUGGAUGGUAGAAGAGUUGAAGUAGUAUGGGACUUCAGGGCUGCAAAGUUCAAGGGCGAGACAGAGCCGCGAUCGGGUUACUAUGUAGCCAUUGUCAGUGAAGAAGAGGUGGUUUUACUUCUUGGUGAUAUGAAAAAGGAUGCAUAUAGAAAGACAGGAUGCAGGCCUUCUCUGAUUGAACCCAUUUUGGUUUCAAGGAGGGAACAUGUUUUUGGCAAGAAGAAGUUCAUAACAAGAGUCAAGUUGAAUGAGAAAGGGAAGUCCCAAGAGAUAUCAAUUGAAUGCAACAGUGGCAUAUGCAGUAACAGCAACAACAACAGUAGUGUUGAUGGAUUUGAUCCUGAAAUGGAAAUAAGAUUGGAUGGGAAACUAGCAAUUCAUGUGAAGCAUCUCCAUUGGAAGUUCAGAGGCAAAGAGUCAAUCCAUGAAAGUAAAACCAAAGUAGAAGUGUAUUGGGAUGUCCAUGACUGGCUCUUUGGUUCUGGUGCAAGGCAUGGUUUGUUCAUAUUUAGGCCAAUUACUUCAUCAUCUUCUGCAUCUCCUCCAUCAUCAGAAUCAACAGAACCAUCAGUACAUCCAGCAGAGGAAGAAAUCUCAGAAAUCUCAAAUGGGUCAUCUGGGUUUUGCUUGUUUCUAUAUGCUUGGAAGUUAGAAUGAUUGUUUUGGUCCUUUCACUAUCAUAAUCAUCAAACAGACACAGCAUGAUGGA